GAAAAUAAAAGUGUUUGAAAUAGCAUCCGGGUGAAUUAGUGGUCACAGAGAAUUCAAGAUGGCGGCGCACAUGUCGCAUUGUAGAAGUUGGGGCCGUGUUCAGAGGUUUGGAAUUGCAGUAUAUAGAAAGUACAGCAGUGGCAGCAGAUAUCCAAAUAUCUCACUCUCUGCACCGUUACCAGGGAUCCCUAAACCAGUGUUUGCGUCCGUUGACGGGCAUGAGCAAUGCGAGACUAAAAUCACUACUUUGGAAAAUGGCCUUAAAGUAGCAUCUCAAAACAAGUUUGGUCAAUUCUGCACUGUUGGAAUUUUAGUAAAUUCAGGAUCCAGACAUGAGACAAAAUACCCCAGUGGAAUUUCACACUUUUUGGAGAAACUGGCCUUUUCUUCCACAGCCCAGUAUGGCAGUAAAGAUGAAAUUCUUCUCACACUUGAAAAACAUGGAGGGAUCUGUGACUGUCAAACAUCCAGAGACACCACCAUGUAUGCCGUCUCUGCCGAGGUGAAGGGACUGGACACGGUAGUCAGCCUGCUCUCUGAUGCUGUAUUGCAGCCACGCCUGCUAGAUGAGGAGAUUGAGAUGACUAGGAUGGCAGUGCGCUUUGAGCUGGAGGAUCUGAACAUGAGGCCUGACCCUGAACCUUUACUGACAGAGAUGAUCCAUGCAGCAGCAUAUCGGGGGAACACUGUUGGGUUGCCUCGCUUCUGUCCAGUAGACAACGUGGAGAAGAUCGACAAGAAGCUGCUACACACGUACCUGCGGAGCUACUACUGCCCAGAGCGUAUGGUGCUAGCCGGUGUGGGCAUCGAACAUGAACAACUGGUGGCCUGCGCCAGGAAAUAUCUGCUGGAUGUGAAGCCAGUAUGGGGAGCCAGUACGCCUACCAAUGUCGACCUGUCUGUGGCACAGUACACUGGUGGAAUCGUAAGGAUGGAUAAGGAUAUGUCAGAUGUGAGCCUUGGCCCCACUCCCAUCCCUGAGCUCACCCACAUCAUGAUUGGCCUGGAGAGCUGCUCGUUCCUGGAGGAGGACUUCAUCCCAUUUGCCGUCCUCAACAUGAUGAUGGGUGGAGGCGGGUCCUUCUCAGCGGGGGGUCCUGGGAAAGGCAUGUUCACUCGGCUUUACCUGAACGUGCUCAACAGGCAUCAUUGGAUGUACAAUGCCACCUCAUACCAUCACAGUUACGAGGACAGCGGCCUGCUGUGUAUCCAUGCCAGUGCAGACCCCAGACAGGUUCGGGAAAUGGUGGAGAUUAUAACCAGAGAGUUCAUUCAGAUGGCUGGGACAGCAGGAGAGAUGGAGUUGGCGAGAGCGAAGACGCAGCUCAAGUCCAUGCUGAUGAUGAACCUGGAGUCGCGGCCGGUUAUCUUUGAGGAUGUCGGCCGACAGGUUCUAGCCACAGGGAAGAGGAAGCUGCCAUACGAGCUGUGUGACCUCAUCAGUAACAUUACAGCAAGCGAUAUCAAGAGGGUCACAACCAAGAUGCUGCGCAGCAAGCCAGCAGUAGCAGCGCUAGGAGACUUGACUGAGAUGCCCUCCUAUGAGCACAUCCAAGCUGCCCUAUCCAGCAAGGACGGGCGCCUGCCUCGCAUGUACCGCCUCUUCCGAUAGACCUCCCUGCGUUUACCCUGACAUCAAUGUAUAUACUGGACACUGACCUACACUACCGUCAAAAGUUUUAGAACACCUACUCAUUCAAGGGUUUUAAUUUAUUUAAAAUGUUUUCUACAUUGUAGAAUAAUA
Molecule: messenger RNA, 1744 nt
Organism: Salvelinus sp. IW2-2015
Lineage: Eukaryota; Metazoa; Chordata; Actinopteri; Salmoniformes; Salmonidae
Product: mitochondrial-processing peptidase subunit alpha
Cellular component (GO): mitochondrion
Molecular function (GO): metal ion binding; metalloendopeptidase activity
Source: RefSeq, a predicted model, not a curated record